Formica exsecta is the source of this 3132-nucleotide messenger RNA. RefSeq names its product protein trapped in endoderm-1 (gene Tre1). Gene Ontology annotation, molecular function: G protein-coupled receptor activity. Gene Ontology annotation, cellular component: membrane. The record is from RefSeq and is a predicted model, not a curated record. The coding region runs from base 751 to 1803 and encodes 350 amino acids. The transcript has 4 exons. Lineage: Eukaryota; Metazoa; Arthropoda; Insecta; Hymenoptera; Formicidae. Gene Ontology annotation, biological process: G protein-coupled receptor signaling pathway.
CAGUCUGGAGACGAGCGUCUGCCGGAAUAACGGAAGCAAUUCAAGUGUUGACCGUAGUAUAACCCACGAUAUUAGUUGAUAAACAAAUCGAAACAGUAAAAGGACAUAAGAUUUAAAAAGUUAAAAAAAUAGAAAAUAAUAAGAAUAUAAUAAUAAUCUUCAGAUACAGGGACGAAGCGUUUAUAAGAAAUCUACUCUGCGUGGAAGAAACGAUCGCUGAAAUGGAUAGCAAAUGGAAAAUACAUGUUUUAUUUUCGAGAACAACUUGGUUCAAAACGACUCUGGUCCAAAAAAAGUUAAACUAAAGCGAUUAAAAAUCGGUCACGAGAUAGAGAGAAGAUAUUUGGGACGAAUUGUGGACGGAUAGUGAUUUAAUAGUGAUCGCCAUAAAACAUCACAAUAAUUUUUGGAUGAGGAAUACCUCCCGAGGAACAGCUACGAUGUAACAACGUGAAAUGAUUCAGCGAACUCUUUCUAUUGGAGAUCAAAGUUCAAGUUGUCGCAUUGCCGGUUAGACAGGGGGAUCAGUAUUCUGAGAAGGUCACAAAAAUUUAUCAGCGAUUAACUUGUGUUUUUAAAGAGGAAGAGUGCUAGCAACGCGAGAAGAGAUGUGGAAAUGAAUUGAUGCGGCACGCACGAUAAGAGGCGACUCUCUGAAUAUACAUCUUGAAGGCACGUGAGCCGCAUUGACUUUCAACCUUUCGAAGAAUGAGAGGAAAGAAGGGCCGCUUCCUGCACAUUCGAUAAAAGAUGGAGCAUUUUGCGGCAAAUAAAACGAUCUUUGCUGCAGAAUUUAAUAUUGAAAUUACUGCAGAAGAUGGAGACUACAAGCCAUUCGCGCGAUCUGUGACUAUCGUUGCCGCUGCUUGCGCUAUAAUGUUCAGCAUUAUCGGAGUGUUAGGCAAUCUAGUGACGGUAAUUGCGUUAUUAAAAUACACCAGAUUGAGACGACAUGCCACCACGGCGUUUGUGAUAUGCCUCAGUAUCUCCGACUUGAUCUUCUCGGCGGUUAACUUGCCUCUAACCGCCAGUAGAUAUUUGAACGAAGCAUGGAUUCUGGGCGAGACUCUGUGCAAGAUAUUUCCCUUAUUUUUUUACGGAAAUGUCGCCGUAUCUUUGCUCAGUAUGGUAGCCAUUACUAUUAACAGAUAUGUACUGAUUUCACAAUCGGACAUCUACAAUCAAUUAUAUACCGGUCGCGGCAUAACGCUGAUGUUAAUAGCCAUAUGGACUCUAAGCUUCUUGAUGCUGCUGCCACCCUUGUUGGGUCUCUGGGGCACUCUAGGACUGGAUUCAGCCACUUUCUCGUGCACCAUAUUGAAAAAAAACGGUUCCAGCCCGAAGAAGUUUCUGUUCGUUCUAGGCUUCGUUGUACCGUGCGUAGUGAUCAGUGUUUCGUAUCUCUGCAUAUAUUGGCGCGUGCGGAGUAGCCGGAAGAAUCUCGAGGCACACGCAGCGGAAAGACGCGCUGGUAGACGAGGCGGUGGAUUCCAACGAAGGGAGGAUUCCAGAGUGACUAGACUCAUGCUUACCAUAUUUCUCUGCUUCUUGAUGUGUUUCAUGCCAUUGAUGCUGGUGAACGUAAUCGACGAGAAAAUGAAGAUCCCGAUACUCCACGUAGUAGCGUCCGUGCUCGCUUGGGCCUCGGCGGUAAUAAAUCCUUUCAUCUAUGCCGGUACCAACAAACUGUACAGGGAAGCGUACAAACAGGUUCUAUGUCCUGCCUCAAACAGAACACCCACGAUUGGUCCUAAACCAGCGCAUUCUCAUUCCAGCAAAGUCUCGUCACCUCAUACGACAUAAAAAUAUCGUCCGCUUCGAGAUGAUUGAUCGUAGAUAAAGAUAGUAAUAAGUAAAAAGUUGAUACAUAAUAUUAUUUUGCUUAUCUUUUAUAAAGAAUUAAGCGUUUAAAAAACAGUAACGUAAAAAUAAAUUUUUUUUAUAGAAUAUAAAUGUAAAAGAUUAGAAAAAUCUAAAAACUGCAAAUGCGAAAGUUUGCGUUCGUGAUUUCACAGAAUAAGCGUUAACGAAAAAAUAAGAUUUUCAUUUGACAAAUCAAAUAUCUUCUUUUUAUUUCUUUUUUUGCAAUCGGGAAUAAGAAAUAUAAAAUUAACGUAGAAAAAAAUAUAUAUAAAAAAUCUUAUUUCUUGCCUUACAUACACAGACACAUUGUAUCGCAAUCUUACAAUAUAAAAUGACACGUCUCUUUGCAUAAUAUACAAAAUAUACAUAUACUUUUAUUUAAAAAAAGCUUAAAAGUGUAUAAUAAAAAAUAUAAAUGCACAUGGUAACAACAUUGGCAAAUUAAAACAUAUACAUUUAGAAAUCUAUAUUGCGAUUUAAAACAAAAGUAUGAUUCAUAUGUGGUAUAAAUCAUACAUUAAAUGGUAUAUCUCAUACAUAUAAAAGAUUCAUGAUAAAACUCUUUAAAAAAAAAUAUUUCGAUUUAAAUGUUUGUGUUUGUAAAAGAUUACACAUACAUCUUCAGCUUACGAUCAAAGCUAUGCUUCAGAGCAAUUUUGGUUUUGCUGAUAAUUCGUUCAACAAAAUUUACACUAUAGAUGCAUAUUAAUUUGAUAAUAAUAUAUUUGUACUUGAAGAGAAUGAGAGUAUAUUAUCGUUUAAGUACAUCAUGUGGAUUUAGUCAUGCACAUCACAAAGGUACUAUUAAAAAAAAAAAUUUGAUUUUAAUAAAACCAACAAAAUGAUUUGGAUAAGAUUAAUAUCUAUGAAUAAAAAUAAAGAAAUAAAAAUAUUUAAAAAAAAUGUAGAAAUAAAAAAUGUGUGAAAAUAAAACUAUAUUUUCUAUUAUAUUUAAAUAAUACGUGAUGCAUAUAUUUUAUAUUCGUGUCAAUUCUUAUAACUUUACCUUAUCUUCGUUACUGACCAAUCAUAUAUUAAUCUCAGUUAUUUUAUGCUAAACAUGGACGGAAAUUGUAUCAAUACUUUGUAAAAUUUACUUCUUACAUAUUACAUUUAUGUAAUACAAUUUAAAUUUAGGAUAUAUCAAAGAUAAAAUGUAAAUAUGCUACGCGAAAGAUCUGUGUAUAUAUACGUACAUACAUACAUACAUACACAUGUAUGAUGAUAAAACCUAUGAGAUUCUCUUGUGAAUACAAUAUUUAAAAAAAA